GUUGAUGAUAUUCGCCAACAAUCUAGGCCGCCUCUUGUACUUUCCAUACAGACUGCUGCAAGUUUACUUAUACGACGAGAACCCCGUUCCUUAUUUGAUGCAGUUGGUGGUCAUGACGAUUUCUUCUCUGGUAAGUAAUUAAUCGACGCACACAUUGUCAAAGGAUAAUCAUUUGGUAAUUGUGAUAUUUUAGGGCAAAAGCGAAUUAAUAAUAACAAUAAUAAUAUUUAUUGUCAACCCAACCCUUUUCCGGGAUAUCAUAAGUGUCGAACCAGGCUUCAUCCAAGUAAAUAAUUGGCGUUUGUUGUUCUCUGUAGAUCCUAAUUUUUUCUAGAUAUUCCAGUCGCCAUUUCCGAAUUCUAAAAGAUAGGUAAGGUAGUUCUGCCGCAUUUAACACCGGUUUUAUCUUUUUCAAGCAUCCUAAUUAAGAUAUCUAAUGUACGCACCAUUUGCUCCUCGUAUAACUGGUAAAUUUUACGCCGUAUUAUAUCUUAUUAUUCACAAUUUUCCAUACAGUUGAUGUUGGAAUUUUCGUCAAUGUGGCCGUUUCUUCUAAAGAUGCGUGCUUGCUGGCACCACGUUCAAUGAGAGCUAAAUAAACCUUGUUUAUAACUUCCCUAGUCUCAAUAGAAUAGUGUUUUCUACAUUUGGGUGGGAGCAUCUACUGAGAUACACUAGACUCGCACAUAUUUUGCAUAAUUUGCACACGAUUCAACACACGCUGUAUUACACACAAAAUAAGAAUGAUUACUAAUAAACUUAAGCUUAGUAGUAUACCAAACCAAAGAAUAUUAGACACAGGUAGGUAUAAAAUUAUUUUCUAUUACCGACCACAAUUUUACCUUAAUUUAAAUUCCGAAACUUUAGGUAAUAAUCUUGUUGCACUGUAUGUUAAUGACCACCGUUGGAUAAUCCCAUUCAAAAGCAAGUGGUCACUUUCUUAUAUUUAUGAACAGACCAUAAUUCCAUAAUUGUGGGGCAGACUGUACAGUUAUUCUCCGAAGAAGCCAACAGUUUUUGUUUUAUUUAUAAACAACCUAUUCAAGAGGAAUAUGGAAGAUUUGUAAAUAGUAUUUCAAUUUUAAUUUAUUAUACAAUUGCAAUUAUAGUUGUAAGUUAACUAGUUAGUAAUUAGGGCAAAUUCUUGAAUAAUAAAUUUUGAAAAAAACAGUCAAGGUGUUACUUAUGUAGUUUAAACUUGCAAAAAAUUAAAACAACUGAACGCCAGACGCUUCUCAAAACAAUCGAGAAUUUUAAUUCGGCCGAGUGUCCAGAAGUUUUCUUUAUCCACAAACCCCGGCCAGUAAAAUUAAAUUUUCUACUCGUCGGUGACGUUAAAAUCACAAAUUCCGGAACAGAAACAAACCGGCUGACCGCACUAUUGUUUAAACUCAGUCAGUUGAUAGUAUACCGUUAUGAAAUCUACAGUCUCAAGUUCGAUUGAACGCCUCGUGCGUUUUUCAAAGUUUUGUUGUCUUCUUCCCCCUUACGAUUUUCGGAAGAAAAGGGUGGUUCACAGUUUCCUGUGCUCCUUGUCCGCCUUGCUUCACGUCGUGUUACCCUCUGGUUCUCUCGUAUUAUUCUUCCGAGCGAUCCUCGCCGCACCAAAAAACAACGUAGAUGACAGAAUAAUAUUCUGGGGUUACAUCGGAACGAAGGUCAUCGCGGUCGUGGCAGUACUGGUGACGGUUAUCCAGACCCGAGCCAACACGCUCUUAUGGGAGGAGUUUCUGGAAGAGACGUCCAACGUUAAAUUGAUGAGUUCCAGUUCGUAUCACAGCCACGUCGAUCGUCAAAACUUGAUUAUGAUUCUACUCGCCGCGUUCCCCGUGAUUUUAUAUUACGUGGUCUUCUGGGGGAGCACCGAUUUUCGAUACGCUCUGAUCGGCUGGUACUGCUUCUACUAUCAGUCGUUGUCGAUCGUGGUGUUGAUAAAUUUUAUCGAAAUCGUGCUGUACAAAUGUCGGGAAAUGAACUACAAGCUGGCGCGAAUCAGACAGCCGAUCCGAUUCAAGGCUUUGACGUCUCAGAAAACUUAUGACAGGCUCAGCGGCACCGUGGGGAAGAUUAAUCGCUUGUUCGGGCCCCACAUCUUGAUGGUGUUCAUCUCCAGCAUGAUUCGUCUUUUGGCGUACCACAACAAACUGGUGGGGGUAGUCGUCAACGAAUGGAACAUCCCUAGGGGGUUGUCGAUGGUGUCUCUAAUCGCGGGUGCUUUGGUGCAACCGCUAGCCGUAUGCUACUACUGCGAUCUGGUUACACGAGAAACGCGAAAAACCAAGCUCAUAUGCUUCAAGCUACAGUUGGAGUCCACUGGGGAUGAGGAAGAACUUCAAUGCCUAAUAAGUCUUUUAAAUAACAACCCGAUUACGUUCUCUGCCAGUGGUUAUUUCGUAAUCGACCGUUCCACGAUGUCUUCUUUACUGACCAUCGUCGGCACCUACUUCGUAGCCAUAUUGCAAAUUAGAAAUGGCCUCUAGGUUAUUGUGUUGAUGUUUGUAUUAUCACUACGUAAAAAUCAUAAUUAAUUGAUUGCACCAAUUUUGAAACUCGCUAAAUACUACUUGGAUCAAAAAACGCUUAGCUGAUCGAUACUAAAAAAAAGAUAAAACAAAAUGAAAAGGCACGAAUAACAAAAAAUGGUAUUGCUGUGCUAGGUGGUUUUUGGUAGUUUAAACGCAUGGUUUAAAAACUCUAUGUUUUAUUUCACUAUAAUCUCCAGUGUUCACAACUUUUUAUUGUAUUGUAUUGAGAAUACUGCAUCUCAUGAGCUUUAAAGUAACUUUAUAGUUGAGGAUGCACUUAUUGCUGUAAUGUUUAUUAUUUCGAAUGUUAGAACAACUGAAGCCUUCUUCAAAAGCAGUUCGGGCUCUUAAUUGACAUUGUGCGAAUCAGAUCAAAAUUGUUAUACUUUUUUUCUGUGCUAUUAGUUUAGUUUCUUUCAAAGAUGAUAAAAAGGCUCCAUUAACUUCAGUCUUAGACAUGUUUCUAAUUCAAUAAAUAGA
Molecule: messenger RNA, 3005 nt
Organism: Cylas formicarius (sweet potato weevil)
Lineage: Eukaryota; Metazoa; Arthropoda; Insecta; Coleoptera; Brentidae
Exons: 2
Coding region: 1416-2480 (354 amino acids)
Biological process (GO): sensory perception of taste
Cellular component (GO): membrane; axon; dendrite
Source: RefSeq, a predicted model, not a curated record